AUGACAAGGGCAACUCAAAGUGCAUUACAAUAUCGAGUGGAUUAUAAGCGAGGAUACUUGGUGAAUCUCGGAGAUGUCAUCAACCUCACCUGUCCUUACACAGCACCUUUCUACAAAUGGACGCCUGCAACUCAGACCUCAUGGAUACUCUCUGAAGAUCAGAUGUAUUCUUUAAAAGCGGAGAGUCUAGCUAUUACUGGGAAGUACAUCUGCAGUGCUGUCAAUGGUUUCGGGCACAAUGCUGCAGAGUUUAACAUUAAAGUUAUCGACAAAUUCUCCUCCGCAUUGGAGCAAAGCUGUGCCCUUCUGUCUAACGGUCGUGUUAGCGACUCGGGUCCGUGCUUUCUCAAUACUUACUCUGAGCCUGAGUUGUCACAACUCGAAGCCUGGGGUGAGGAUGUCAAUUUGGACUGUGAGAGUGCAGCAACGGAAGAUUUGGCUGAGCGUAUGACUUACACUUGGAAUUUCCAUCCGUUAAAUUCCAUGGAACCUCCUAGUGCUGUUCCAGCGGGCCUACCGCACUUGAAAAGUACAGUUUUAUCAUCAGCAUCCUCUGCUGUACAAUCCGAUUCCUCAUUUUCUCCCUUCUAUCCUGGUGAAAGAGAAGGUCGUGCACCGCGCAUGACGUCCACUAAAAAGGAUGGGGUCGCAGACUUGAGUCCAACUGAAACCGUCGCCAGAUUUACUGGGUCUACACUUCGAAUUCGAAAGAUUACUUUGGCUCAUGCUGGUGAGUACCGAUGCACAGUUCACGUGGAUACAAAACUUGGCGACCUGCCUGGAUCUCCAACUAUCGGAAAGCUUUCUAGAACCUUUCGAAUCCGUGUUCAGCCAAGAUCAGAAGGUGAUAUAAUCCAAGGUCCUCAUAAUGUGACAGCCACCGUUGAAUUAGGACGGGAUGCAACGUUCUCCUGUGAAAUAAACGCGGAAGAGCACAGAUCUGCAACUAUACGUUGGGGAAAGUACAUCUCUCUAGAUGAGCCUGGAGCAAGUGACAUCCGAACCAAUGAAGUUCUUCACUGGUCAGGUGGAACUUAUGUAGUGCUACCGACAAUCUUACCACAGGACCUCCAGCAAUUCUUUGACAUCUCCAAACCUCUGGCUGUUAGCAAUCCUGGUUCUAGGAAAAGUAGACUUGUUCUUCGAUCGGCAUCCCCACGUGAUGCUGGUCUCUAUAUUUGCUCUGUCAUCACAGAGUCUGGACGAGACGAUCACAAAUUCGUGCACAUAUCCCUUAAAGAUGGUGAUAAAAUAAUAGAAGGAAUGGGUGACGUUCAAGAAACAUCACCACGCCACUUGACCAUCUACAUCGCCGUUCCCAUCUGUGUGUUUCUUAUAUGCAUAGGGGCAGUAGCCUCUUUAAUAGUUCGCAACAGAAGUCGUCAAAAUCGACAGCGCAGUCAACGAAACGGCCAAAAGCCCUUCUUCAUUACCCAAAAUUUGAGUGGAGGUGGGGGAGAAAAACCGUCACUAAAUUCAUCCCACCGUUUCCUUGAUCAAAGCUCCAUUGCGGGUAGCGCGUCAAUGACCUUCACACGAAGUGGGAGCCCCCAGCGACAGGGGAGAUCUACAGUAUCAUCAAAAGUGCCUCCUGUUGGUCCUUGUCAUAUGCAGAUGCGUCCUUCUCCGAUGAAUAGUACUACCAAUACCAGCACUAGUCAAAUACCCACAACCCAAUUCUCCCCAGGUCAUGUCCAACCUUCUUCCUAUAUCUACCCAAGUCCGAACACUGAGUGUGCCUAUCUAUCUGCUGAUGGCGUCCCGAUGAGACCUCCUUAUGCCUCUCCGCCCAUCUCCACAUAUGGUCCUCCAGCAUACAUGAACGGCCAUGUUCCAAGUGUGGACUUCCAACGUUAUCCUCAAGGUGUUAAAGGUGUUUCUUAUCCUGGAUAUCCACAAUCUGGAGAUUCUAGUGCCUGCACCACUGAUAUGGGGAUUGACCCAUCAGGCAACCCUUUCAUGACAGGGGAGCCUAUAGGGAACCAAGACCACCAAAAUCGACGUUUCCUUUGUGUGAGUCCAUCCAGUGGACAAGAUAGUGGUAGUCACCUACAGACAUAG
Rodentolepis nana is the source of this 2061-nucleotide messenger RNA. Lineage: Eukaryota; Metazoa; Platyhelminthes; Cestoda; Cyclophyllidea; Hymenolepididae. The record is from the annotation of a GenBank genome assembly.